GAAUCCGGUUUAGCAGCCUUCAGAAUUAAAUUUCCUAUGCAUGCAACCGAUCGUCUGACGAAUACCUGUCACCUACGUAUACGUUUCGACGAGGUGCGCGCUAAGAGUUUGGAGAAAUAUGCAGAGUUUUCACGCUGCCAUGCGGCGCGAUGAUUCGCCAACAGUAAUCCUUUAACUGGAUAUCUGCUGGAAUUUACCCGCUGUGCCGGUGUAUACAUGGUUAUUGCGCGGAGAUCCUGCAGACUGCAACCAGGAGAAUAUCGCGGGAUUGGUUUAGCUGACCGGUAUUUAUGAGGGACGAGCUGGUCUUCUGACCGACUGCCCACCGCGGCGGUUAUUCUCAUCCUUGUCGCCAUGCCGGCCGCCUGCCUCUGCUGGUCAGCCGCAGGCACCACCCACUUCCUCCUCUCUCUCCUAAUCGCUCUCCAUGUAUUCUCCUUCGCCUCUGCCGGCCUGUUCACCGCGCUUUUCGGCGGAGAAGAUCCCAGGUACUGCUCGUGGCACGGAACGGCUCCCUUCUGCAGUCCCUCGUGUCCCGCCGGGAAGGUUAAAGCGGAAGGCCGGGAGACAAAGUGCGGAAGCAGCAGCAUCUUCUGCUGUCUGACCGGCCAGAAGAUCGUCUGCUGUCCCAAGGACUUCGAUUUCAACACACAGCCUGUCAUCUUCGCCAAACUCCCGCCCGAAGCACCCACUGCCCCUUAAAUUAAACGCCCCCUUCUUUGUUCCCAUUUAACAAUGCACACCCUUGCUGUUGGCUUAAUUUAUUACUAUCGUUUAUUAGAAUUACUUUUAUUCGCACAAUGAACACAAAUUAAACAGAAAAUUGUG
Paramacrobiotus metropolitanus is the source of this 828-nucleotide messenger RNA. RefSeq lists its product as uncharacterized. The coding region runs from base 355 to 702 and encodes 115 amino acids. Lineage: Eukaryota; Metazoa; Tardigrada; Eutardigrada; Parachela; Macrobiotidae. The transcript is spliced from 3 exons. The record is from RefSeq and is a predicted model, not a curated record.